Molecule: messenger RNA, 6944 nt
Organism: Dromiciops gliroides (monito del monte)
Lineage: Eukaryota; Metazoa; Chordata; Mammalia; Microbiotheria; Microbiotheriidae
Gene: PLEKHG3
Product: pleckstrin homology and RhoGEF domain containing G3
Exons: 20
Coding region: 511-4689 (1392 amino acids)
Molecular function (GO): guanyl-nucleotide exchange factor activity
Source: RefSeq, a predicted model, not a curated record
AAAAAUUCCUGAUCCGCCCAUCUCUCUCCACCCAGGCUGUUGCUCCUGGCUCAGCUCUGCACUGACUUCCUGCCAGGCCCUGGGAAGCUGUGACCAGGGGGUCUCCCCAGGGAUCUUUCUCUUAGAGAUCUGGCUGCUCGCCUCUCUUUCGUCCUGUCCCUGCCAAGGGGAGGGGGAUGGUUGGAGUGGGCGUGGGGAGUGGGCCGGCCGCGGUCCAGCUCCUUUCGUAAGCGUAUUUCAAACUGUCCUCAGGAUCAUUCGGGCACAUGGAACGGCCCCUAGUGCCUGGAGUCUCCCAAGCUGCCUUCACACUUUGUAGGCAACUGGUCUCGGCUGCAUCGGGAUCGGGCCGCCGCGGCGGGGGGCCAGGUCAUCUGGUUGUCGGAAUCACUCUAUAUAUUAUUUCAUUGGAUCUUCACAGCAACCCUUUGAGGUAUUCACAUAUCUAUUGGAGAAGACAACACGCAAACAGUUACCUACAAACAGGAUAUAUAAGGGAUAACUUCGAAGAUGAUCUCAGAGAAUAUCCCAAAAGCUUCUUCACUGAGCAGCAAUGCCAGGAUGCCUGUCUCCGUCUCCUUACAUCAAGAUGCCACCCAAGAGCGUCCAGUGAGCUUGGCCUCUACCACCUCUUCUUCAGGCUCAUCCCGGGAUAGUCAGGCCAUGGAAGAACCCAAUGGAACUGGACCUGUAACUGAGGGCGAGUCUGGCUCUCCCCGGGCCUGUCAUAUCCCUAAUAACCAUAACAAUUCCAGCAGCUGGCUAAAUCUGAGAGGAUCCCUAAAAGGUUCACCAUUUAGCUCCCGGUCCCCCCCUGGAGCCACGCAUCACAAGCUGAGCUACCUGGGCCGAGUGGUACGGGAGAUUGUAGAGACGGAGCGCAUGUAUGUGCAAGACCUCCGAAGCAUCGUUGAGGAUUACCUUCUGAAGAUCAUCGAUACACCAGGGCUUCUGAAACCGGAACAAGUCAGUGCACUCUUUGGGAACAUAGAAAACAUCUACGCACUAAACAGUCAGCUCUUGAAAGACCUGGACAGCUGUAAUAAUGAUCCGGUGGCUGUGGCUAAUUGCUUUGUAGAAAGGAGCCAAGAGUUUGACAUUUAUACUCAGUACUGCAACAACUACCCAAAUUCAGUAGCAGCCCUAACUGAGUGCAUGAGAGACAAACACCAGGCCAAGUUCUUCCGGGACCGACAAGAGGUCUUGCAGCACUCUCUGCCUUUGGGCUCUUUUCUGCUGAAGCCUGUCCAAAGAAUUCUCAAGUACCACCUCCUUCUCCAGGAAAUUGCCAAACAUUUUGAUGAGGAGGAGGAUGGCUUCGAGAUGGUUGAGGAUGCAAUCGAUACCAUGACUUGUGUGGCUUGGUACAUCAAUGACAUGAAGAGGAAACAUGAGCAUGCUGUCCGACUCCAGGAAGUCCAGUCACUCCUGAUCAAUUGGAAGGGCCCAGACCUGACAACAUAUGGAGAGCUGGUCUUGGAAGGCACUUUCCGUGUGCAUCGUGUGCGGAACGAGAGGACUUUCUUUCUCUUUGACAAGGCGUUGUUCAUUACAAAAAAGCGAGGAGACCACUUCGUCUACAAAGGUCACAUCCCGUGCUCCUCCUUGAUGCUAAUUGAGAGCACCAAAGAUUCUCUGUGUUUCACAGUUACUCACUACAAACACAGCAAGCAGCAGUAUAGCAUCCAGGCCAAAUCAGUAGAAGAAAAGCGUGCGUGGACCCAUCACAUCAAGAGGUUGAUCCUAGAGAAUCACCAUGCCACUAUUCCCCAAAAGGCCAAGGAAGCCAUCUUGGAAAUGGACUCCUAUUACCCUAACCGAUACCGCUACAGCCCAGAAAGGAUGAAAAAGGGCUGGUCUUCCCAAGAUGAUGUGCCCACGCAAGUCCGUCAGUAUCGGAGACAAUCUGAGCCAACCAAACAGCUUCUCAGGCAGCUUAAUGAGAAAGCAUCAAGAGCAUCGGGUCUCAAGGUAAGACCAGUGAGCGGCCUGGAGAUGGGAUACAGGAUGGAACAGGGAAUUGGCUUUCAGCAUGCAGGUAGCGCGGGAGCUCUCCUGGACUUUGGGCAGCUGCCCCUUACGGGGGAGCAGCAGUCUGAAGCUGAAGGGACUGCUCAGGAGGAAGAGGAGGAGGAGGAGGAGGAGGAAGUGGUGGAGGAGCAGGCCCUUCAGAAGGCCUCUCUGGAGGACCUGACUGUGAGCGAUGGCAGCAAGAAGGGGGCCAGGGCUGAGCCACAAGGUUCAGAGGAAGAGGAGGAGGAGGAGGAGGAGGAGGAGAGUCUGGUGGUAGCUGAGCAGGUAGCCGACUUUGCCAGCUCCCUGCUGGCUGCCCUCCACUGCUGGCACUAUCGAGCCAACGCUUUACUUUUCUCCCGGGGCGCUAUGGUUAAAGGGCAUGAUGAAUAUGAAGUAGCCAAGGGCUAUAAAAGACCCAGUGGCCAGUCUCUAACGAGUCCUGAGAAGCGCAUGAGCUUUGAGUCUGUCUCUUCCCUGCCAGAGGCUGAACCAGACACAGAGCCUGACGCCAGGCAAGGACUGUUUCCAGCCACAGAAGGUGAUAGUGGAGAGGUGAUGCAGUCAGACACAGAACCACCAUGCGUCCUGGACCAGCACCACCAAGAGGUGCUAAGGUCUGACCAGCCAGUCAAAAUGGUUGACGAUGCAGUUGCUGAGAGCACGGAGGACCUUAAAAACCUCAGCAGCGAGGAAGAGGAGGAGGUGACCGUUCCAGAGCCAGAGAGCAUUCUGCCCACAUCUGUGUUGGACCAGGCUAGCAUCAUUGCUGAAAGGUUUGUCAGCACCAUCUCCAGGCGCAACAGCCUGGCUCUGGAGGAUGGCAAGGCCAGUGGCUUUUUGACUCCCCGGCUGGCCAGUCGGAGUAGCAGUGUCCGGAGCCUUGAUGGCAUUGAAAAGGGGCCAGCCAUCCACUGCAGCACCACAGACUCACUCAGCCCCUUGCUUCCCCUAGAAGCAGACCCUGAUGUUGGGGUGGCCUCAGAGAACAGUUCCAUCCUCAAUAGGGCCAUGCCUCCAAGCCCCAGCUGCCCAGGAGAACCUGAAAGGUUCUUUAGCAAGAAGGAGGACACACUUUCCACCCGAGACCGACUGCUGCUUGACAAGAUCAAGAGUUACUAUGAGCAUGCAGAGCACCAUGAUGCAGGCUUUAGUAUCCGGCGCCGGGAGAGUCUUUCCUACAUUCCUAAGGGCUUGGUAAGGAACUCCGUGUUCAGGUUCAAUAGCCUUCCUAGGCCAGAACCUAAACCAGUGGCCCCUGUUGGGCGUAAAAGACUAGAUGGUUCCCGACCUGCUUCUUGGACUCUCUUUGAUCUCCCUGGACCAGGCCAUGCUGGUUCUAGGGAUCCUCCCCCCAUCACUGAUGCUGAAUUCCGCCCAUCAUCAGAAAUAGUGAAAAUAUGGGAGGGAAUGGAGUCCUCUGAGGAUAUCUGCAAGAACCCCGCUGUGAGGAACAAGAUGGAGUCAGGCCUGAGCCAGGAGAAUGGCUUUGACAUGCAUGAGCCGCUCUUCAUCCUGGAGGAGCAUGAGCUGGGCGCUAUCAGUGAGGAGCCAGUUGGGACCUCCCUAGAAGGCAUCUCCCUCACAGAUCGAGCCGGCCCUGCCCAGCUGGCCAGGGAGCUAAAGGAGCUGGUAAAGGAGUUGAGUGGCAGAGAUGAGGAGCUACCGUCUCCACUGCAUCCUCACAUCAUGCAGCUCUCCCACAUGAUGGAUAGGGAUUUGACGGAGCGUGUCAAGAACAAGGUCUACCAGCUGGCCCGCCAGUACAGUCUCAGGAUUAAGAGCCAUAAGCCAACGAUGCCUCAGCGGAAGAAGAUGGAUACAGAGCAAGAGAAGACCCUGACCUUGCCCCACCUGCAGGAGGAGAUACGAGAGCUGCCUUGCAAAGGUAAAAUGAAGCCAUUACUAUCCCUCUCAAAUAAUGAAAGAGUUAUGGCCUUGGAACAUGGUGCCUCCAAGUCCACCUCAGCAAGGGAGAAAUCACCUCGACGCUUCUACAGUCCUUCAGGCUCAAAGACCACCUCUCCUAGAGGCUGGACAUCUAACCGAAGUCCCCUCAGUCCGGUUGACACAGAAACAUUCCACUGGCCAGAUGUCCGUGAGCUCUGUUCAAAGUAUGCUUCCCAUGAUGAGGCUGUUCUAGCUGGACGGGGCCAGCGCCAAGGUCCACCUGUCAACCGGAGCCUCUCGGUACCAGAGAAUAUAAUGGAGCCAACCCCAGUGGGGAAGAUGGGUCGUUGUUGCAGCCUAAACACCAGUACAGGUAGAGGAGCCCAAGAGAUAAAUCAGCCUCAGCCUCAUAAGGAUCUCUUUUCACUUGGUUCCUCCCAAACUCCAGGGCAGGAUGUAGAUGAAGGCUUGUACCUCACAGCAGACUUGACCCUGGAGAAUAACCGGCGGGUCAUUGUCUUAGAGAAGGGGCCACCACCACUGGUAGGUGAGGAAGAGCAAGACAGCUUUGUGCCAAUCCGGUCACCCACCUCCCAGGAAAAGAUGUCCUUGAAGGCAGCGGUAGAACGAUGUAAGGCUUACCAAGAAUCAGAGGAGUUCCGUUGGCAAGAAGAGGGGGCCCGGGGCCCUCAACAACUAGUGCAAGGGGAUACAGCUGACAUGGGCCAACAGGGCCGAGUGAGAAACCUGAGGGAAAAAUUUCAGACCUUGAAUUCAAAUGGCUGAAUUAGGCUUCUUGGGAAGGAGAUGAGGGAACAGCUAUACCUGUGUCUAAUAGACCUUCUCCAACUUCCCUACCUGCAUCCCAACUCCUCACGAGCCUUGACUUCCCUAAUUUGCCUGCCUCUCUUCUGACAUCAGAUCGUGUGGAGUUCUGCACCUUCUGCCUUCUCCCUUCUAAGCAGGCACUGGUGCUGAUGGUAUCUUUAGCACAGGCUGUGGCUUGCUGCCUCAUGCUGCUGGCUGAAAAGCUCCCUGGGGGCUGAGACCGUUGUUAUUGCCAAUAGGACCAGACGCCAUGCUGUUACAGUCAGAAGCCUGUGUGGGCUAUUUCCCUUUUCUGUUUUUCUCUUUUGGUUUUAGACCAAAUAUUUAAGCUCACUUCUCUCCAGGGAGAGGUGCCCAUAGGCUGUGGCCUGCAUCGUGCCAGCCACUGCCAGGCUGAAGAGUGUACCCAGAAGAAAAAUGUGAGAAGGUGCCUCAGGAGGAUUUAUUUCCUUUAUUAAAUGUUCCAAGGAUUCAGGCAGAAAAGAGAAGUCUGGGACUUGAACAAUAAUUUAUUACUUUCCAUCCUGUGGGAUGUGUAUGUGUGUAUGUUUGUGUGUAUAUGAUUUUUUUGUUUAUUUCCUUCUUCCCCUUUCCUAUUUUUAAGAAUGUAAUUGACUCAGUCCAGGUACUUUUAAGGGUUGCUUUGCUGACCCCACCCAAUGGUUGUUUCUAAUGUACACACAUUUCAUCCCUUGCCAAUGGUGCAAUAACCACUGCUGACCAGCCAAUCCUGUCUCCUGCCUCGUUAUUAGGAAUUAGAAGAUAGUCCAGUUGAGGGUUAGAAUUAUUUCUUCAGAGCUUGGAACAAGAGGGGCUGGUGUUGCCUUACCUAUGGGGCCAUGCCCUUCUAUUUUCUGGGGAAGGAAAUGUUCUUGGGAAUUUGGGGCACUGGAACGAAUAGAGAAUUUGUUCUCUCUAAUGCUCUGCUCCAUAGCUCAGUUCCCGCUUUGAGCAGUGGUUCCCUCUCCCAAAAUGUACCCUGAUACUAGGACCUGGAGUUCUGCAGGGUAAGCAGAAUAUAUAAGAACUAGCCUUGAGAAAAUAAGUGAUGCUUACUGUGAAAAGAUGUCUCAACAUAUAAAGAGGAGUCUUGUGCCAAAUACAUUUGUCCUCUUCUGGGCCCUUCCUUCCCAGCUUCCUCCCUCCAUCAGCAUCGGCCAGGUGAGCCAACAGCACUGUUCUCAUUGUCAGUAUUGUUCCUGCCUCAUGAAUGUCAUGUCUGGUAGGGAGAAAUAUAUACCAUGUUUUAUUUUGUAAUUGUGCAAGUGAUAGGCUAAAACAGGUGCAAACAAUGGGAGAUCUGGGCACACAGGUGGGGCAAUGAUGAUUGACAAGAUCAGGGAAACAUGAUGGAAGGUGGACAUCAAGAGACAGGUAUGAAUGCGGGUGAAGUUGACGUUUCAAACACGGGCGUGGGGGGGAUGUAAGCAAAGCCAUUAGGGAUGACAGUGGGAGAGUCCCUUGGAAAACUGAGAAUUCAUAGCUGGAGAAAUCAUAUGAGAGAAGACAGGAAAGGCUUCAGAUUGCUGAAUGCUAGGGUGAGAAUUUUAAACUCUGCUUGUUAAAGUAACAGGAAUGUACUGAAGAAUUUUGAGCAGAAAAGAGACAUGACUAGUUCUAUACAUAAGGAAGAUUUUUUUUUUUUUAGUGAGGCAAUUGGGGUUAAGUGACUUGCCCAGGGUCACACAGCUAGUAAGUGUUAAGUGUCUGAGGCUGGAUUUGAACUCAGGUUACUCCUGACUCCAGGGUCGGUGCUCUAUCCACUGCGCCACCUAGCUGCCCCCAUAAGGAAGAUUUUAACCUAGAAGCUGUAUGAGGGUGGAUUGAAGGGAAUUGGGAGUACCAUUUGAGAGGCAAUUCAGGAGUAUGGCAGUGUGGGCCUGCCCUAGGUGGAAAAGAUUGAGAAAAAUCAUGGAGGUGGAAUAGAUGGAUGUUUUACAGACAGUUGGUGGUGGGGAGGGAGGGAGAGAUAAAAUACCAAGGUUUUGGCCAUGGAAGACUUCCAUGGUCAGAUCUUCUGGCAUGGUGGUACCACAUAGGGAAUUAGUGCGAUUAGAGAUUUAGGGGAAAAAAUUUUGUGGACAUAUUCUUUGGAAAUAUCAACAUAUUCAGCAGGUGAUCAUAGGUCUAGAACUGGAAAAAGUUUCAGAGACCAUCUUACUUUAAAGAUGUAACUGAGGGGCAGCUAGAUGACGCAGUGGAUAGAGCACCGA